UGUCUUGGCCUCGCUGCAACGCACGCCUGGGCUCAACUUCACCUCACCAGCAAACCAGACCAGAUCAGCAGCACCUCACUCAAACAAAGUCUUAUACAACACAUCCCUGGGCACAAGGUCUUGGCCAACAUCCUGCCCGCACAUCACACAGAACAUGACCAUGACCCUGGACUCGGCACAGCAAAGGUUCGGGCCCACGAUGAACCUCGACUACGCACAUCACCACAGCCAUGCGCCGGCUUUCUCGAAUCCGUGGUCUUCCUCCAUCUCCGCCUCUCACCCACCACCGAGCAGCAACAGCACAUUCAUCGGUAGCCAGCAGCAACCGCCACCUCUCAACCCAAACAUGAUGGCCGGCAAACCCCCCGCGCCUCGGCCAACCACAUAUGGCUCUCUGCCUGUUGGCUCCUCCGCCGACAUGAUGAGUAUGAACCGAGUGCCACCCACAUCCACUCACUAUGGCACGGAAACCAGCUACGCCUCUUCGGCCUCCCCAGUGCAUGGCAGCCAUUUCACACCGACGGCUGCUCAGUACGAUGCCAUGGGAUACACGCCCACCGGUGUGCGUCCCUCCUUUGGCAUGGUAGGCGAGGCAGAUCGCAAAUAUCCCAGCACAAGUCUUCAACAACAGCAGCAAGAUCAUGAGCGUCGUGGCUUCGCCGAUGCUCUCGAUGCCAGCCACGGCAUGCUCGCCAUGAGCCAAGAGACACCGAGAAACAUCUACGGUCCCGCCCGGAGCGACCGCUCGUCUGUUGAUUCCUAUGGCUUCCCAUCCACACACUCGACCAGCUCUUCUAUCUCCUCCAGCGGCAACUUCAGCUCCUACUAUGGCGGCGACUCAGUGUCCGACUACUCAACCGCAGGCUCCGACAUCGAGUCGUCAAUGGGAUCGCGGACACUACCCCGCCCUCAGGGGUUGAUGGGUGCUGGCCUGCCACCCGCUCCGCAAUCCAUGAUGGGCCAGUUCAGCUCCAAGGUGUCGUCGGGCACGCAGAAGAAGCACAAGUGCAAGGUCUGCGAGAAGCGUUUCACGAGGCCUAGCUCGCUGCAGACGCACAUGUACAGCCACACUGGCGAGAAGCCAUUUGCCUGCGAGGUUGAGGGUUGUGGACGUCACUUCUCAGUCGUCUCAAACCUGCGCCGUCACCGCAAGGUUCAUCGGGGUGAGGCUCAUUCCGAGGUUGGGUCCGAGGAUCACCACUCGGAGUGAGCGCCCUGGAUGCCACAACCCUGCACGUCCAGCGACUGUUCAGGACAUGCUCGCAGGGACGAGAUGAUGGCGACUUUGCAUCAACUGGCUUUUUGGUCGGUGCUGGAUUCACUGACCCGGUUCGUACUGGUCCUUCUUUCGGCCCAGAACUAUAGCUGCCACCUUGGCCGCACACACAACGGCUGGAUCUUGACAAUAUCUUGUACAACGCGCAUAGAGCAGGCAACUGCAGCGGUACGGUCGAAUUUCGCGACAUUUAUUACGAGUCAAUGACUGUUAGAGGCCUCGUAUGGCCCUGUGAUACAACACAUCACUGGGAGGGGGAAGAAUGGCACCCUAGGUGAAACCUUUUGCCAGGAACAGCCUUGAGGACACGGCGAUAU
Messenger RNA from Emericellopsis atlantica, 1593 nucleotides. Its product is annotated as C2H2 finger domain protein FlbC. Bases 155 to 1210 code for a protein of 351 amino acids. The record is from RefSeq and is a predicted model, not a curated record. Gene Ontology annotation, cellular component: nucleus. Gene Ontology annotation, biological process: regulation of transcription by RNA polymerase II. The transcript has 3 exons. Gene Ontology annotation, molecular function: DNA-binding transcription factor activity, RNA polymerase II-specific; RNA polymerase II cis-regulatory region sequence-specific DNA binding. Lineage: Eukaryota; Fungi; Ascomycota; Sordariomycetes; Hypocreales; Bionectriaceae.